AUGGAACUCAACGACCCUUCAAUUAUAUCAAGCAGCCAGUUUUCAGGUGAAUUGUCUGACAGCGAUACUGCAGCCGCUACUCACAAAUCGCAACAAGCCAUCUCAAAUUUAUUCCAAAAAUUAGCCAAAAAGGGCAGAGAAGAGAAGCCAAUCGGUAGCGUAGAAUCUUCAACUGAUAGCUCUAACAUUUCUGUUGCUACGAGCGGUAACAAUAAAGAAAGCAAUAAAAAAAAAAAUAAGAAAACGGCCAUGCUAAAUUUCAGCAGUUUGACGGACCCUAUAACGAACUACAAACCAAUGGAUCUGCAAUACAAGACAUAUGCAUACUCCAUGAAUGAACUUUAUCAUUUGAAACCAUCUUUGGCAAGUGCUUCGUACGAAGAAGACCCACUUAUUUCGGAACUUGUGAGGAGUUUACCCAAAAGAAAGUUUUGGCGAUUGCGCAUGGGACCUCCAGAUCAAAAGCAUGCUAAUAACCAUCAUUUUAAUGGGAACAAUGGUGGAGGCAGUUGGAAGGCUGGUUACAAGAAUGGGAAAAACGAUGAGAGAAGAAUGAGUAGAACCAAAAACAUGCAGGGAGGCAAACGAAGAUCUCAACAAGAUGAUGAAGAAAAAAAGAUUGACCAAGAAAUGCUGGAGAUGGACAAGAAUCUUCAAUUAGGAGGUGACGUCGGCCAUUCAAUUGCAGAUUUUGAAGAUUGGAAGGCAAAGAUGAAAGAAUUAGAAUUGAAAAAACUUUCAAAAUCUAAAGGAAUCAGUAACUCUACCGCAAUUGCUCCCAGGGAAAGCGCCUCUCAUGAAACACCCACCGAUUUAAGACCGGUCAUUCCAAGGGGCCCUAGUUCAAUAACAGAUUUUUUGAAUUUAAAGAGGCAAGAUAAGAAGGAAGAAUCUUCACAACAAACACCUGGUAUUCCUGUUGGACAGCCAAGCCUAUCCAAAACCAGUAUAGAACAAGUUAACGAAUUAGAAACUAAUUCAGAUUUGGGUAAAAGUUCAUCAUCUCGGUUUUCAUCAUUUUUCAAUAAAUCUGCCACUUCGUUGCCUUCAUUAGAUAAUAAUAAUCAAGUGCCAUCGUCAAACGUGUCUGUAGUAAACAACGAUGGCAACAGUACACCUCAUCAAAGUGGUUCAAGACUGAUGUCGUUUUUCAAAGAAUCUAGAUCGAGCACUCCAAAUGCAGAAUCGCAGUUGUUAUCAGCCUCAGACAAAGAUAAUGGAAAGAUGCAGACUCUUCCGCAAUUCCAGCAGCAACCGCAACAAAUGCAACCAAUGGCAUUUACCCAGCAUCCUCCUAAUAACAACGCAUUUUUCAAUGGGCUAUUGAAUAAAGGUAAAAGUGAAACUAGUACUCCUCCUCCUCCACCCCCAGGACUAAUUGCUCAUCAGGGUCCACAAUUUCCUGUGAUGGGUGUACCACCAAAUUUUCCACAACGCAUGAUGCCACCGCCACCAGGUCUCGUUCAAUUCCAGAAAGAUUCUAAAGAUGUAAAUAAGAAGGAAGACAGGCAAUUAAGGCAAAAUAAAAAUCCAAACGGAACAAGAAAUAGCAAGGGAAAACAAGAGGAAACAGCAACGCCAGAUCUGCCUCAACAGCAAUACAUGCCACCACCCCCACCUCCAGGGUUUUUUCCAAUGCAUCCUAACUUUCCUAACGGCCCAAUGCCACCAUUACCACAGGGGUUCCCAAUCCCACCAAAUGGUAUGUUACCGGUAACAGGACAACAGCCACAGCCACCUUAUCCAAAUAUGAUGCUACAAGGAAAUUUCCCCCCUAAUUUCCAGCAAGGUUUUGGUAGUAACUCCCCUAUGCCAAUUCCAUCUAUUAUUAAUGCCAAUGGCAAAAAUGUUACAAACCAGUUACCACCAGGAUUAAACUCUAAAAAGAAUAUAAAAUGA
This is a messenger RNA of Saccharomyces cerevisiae S288C, 1899 nucleotides long. It is a transcript of the gene EAP1, whose product is annotated as Eap1p. The transcript has a single exon. The coding region runs from base 1 to 1899 and encodes 632 amino acids. The record is from RefSeq and is marked reviewed. Lineage: Eukaryota; Fungi; Ascomycota; Saccharomycetes; Saccharomycetales; Saccharomycetaceae. Gene Ontology annotation, cellular component: cytoplasm.